AUGGCUUCUGUUCAAGCUCCUGCAUCUGUCCGAACCUUAUCCCAGCUACUCAAAAGAGCGGCAGAGACAAAGGGUCAUCUCUACUUUUACUCUGAAAAUGUUGCGGAACCCGGUCUUUCCACCCUAUCCUACCGCGAACUCUUGUCCGAGGCACACGAUAAGGCAAGAUUGAUCAACCACAGCAUCCAAGCUCAGUCGCCGGAGUCGGUCUUGUUGACACACUUAGAUUCACAGCGUGACAGCAUUGUCUGGUUCUGGGCGGCGACGUUGGCAGGAUUUCUGCCAUCUGAGUUUCUUGAUCUGUGCGAAUUGAAAGUUAGAACUGUCGAGGACCUUCGAUACGUUGAUUGCGUUGAGAAGUUUGCGAGUCAGGAUGCCGGACAAAAAGCAGACGCCGGCAGCAUCGCGGCGCUAAUGUUGACAUCCGGGAGCACAGGCAAUGUCAAGGCAGUUCCACUCCGCCAUGGCCAAGUCCUCGAUGCCGUCACUGGAAAAAGCGCACACCACAGGACCACAACUGCCGACAUCUUUCUCAAUUGGGUCGGAUUAGAUCAUGUCGCAAGUCUAGUAGAAAUCCAUCUUCAUGCAAUGAGCCUUGGAGCCAGUCAAAUUCAUGUUCCUGCGCCGCCUCUCAUUCAAGACCCAAUGCAAUUUAUUCGACUUCUGGACACAUACAAUGUCACUUACACCUUUGCGCCCAACUUCUUCUUGGCCAUGGUUCUGGACACUCUGGUUCUGAGUCCAGGUUGUACAGCAAAUCUUUACAAUCUGAGGGCUUUGAUAUCAGGCGGCGAGUCAAAUCCUACAUCAACUUGCCAUGAGCUUACGCGAGAACUACGCCGUCUUGGCUGCAAGGGUGAGGUAAUACGCCCAGGAUUUGGAAUGACGGAAACAUGCGCUGGUUCCAUCUAUUCCAUACAUUGCCCCUCAUACGACAUCGAGCGAUCUGUUGAAUUCGCGAGUCUGGGUUCGUGCAUACCAGGGAUGAAAAUGCGCGUCAUGAGCCUCCAUGAUCCCCAGGAUGAAGCUCCCAAAGGCCACACCGGCCAGCUUCAGGUCACUGGAAAAAUGGUAUUUAGCCACUACUUCAACGACGAAAAGGCGACGAAAGAUUCCUUCAGUUCAGACGGCUGGUUCAUUACGGGAGACCUGGCAUGGAUUGAUGAUGCCAGCAAUCUUCAUUUGGCUGGCCGUAUCAAGGACUCCAUCAUCGUCAAUGGCGUUAAGUGGAGUGCAACCGAGCUGGAAAGCGCACUCGAUGAUGAGAGGAUUCCAGGGAUGACUCCAUCUUUCACGGUUUGUUUCCCGACCCGGACGGCUGGGUCACCGACUGAGAGUAUCGCCAUCGCCUACUCCCCGCGAUUCCGUGACGAAGAUCUCCGUGCGCGCUCUGAGACGGUAAGGGCAAUCACAAGGGUGAUUUCCUUAACAACGGGCAAAAGGCCAGCACGAAUAGUGCCCUUACCCCAAUCAAUGAUUGAAAAGUCAUCACUAGGCAAGAUCUCGCGCUCCAAAAUCCGCGCUGCACUCGAGAGUGGUCAAUUCGGGCCGAUUGAGUGCGAAGACCAACAGCUCCUCGACCAAGACAGACAGCACAAAAGGCGGGGCGCCGAGACUGACAGCGAGAAGGUUGUGCAGGGCAUAUUAGCCGACCUUUUGAAGAUGCCUGUUGUGGAGAUUGACGUGGAGACGUCCAUCUUCGACCACGGCGUCGACUCGAUGCAUCUCAUCCUUCUGAAAACCAGAAUACAGGGGGCGAUUGGCGGCCAGGUUGACAUCCCCAUGUCAGUCUUGCUGACAGAGCCAACCGUCGUCGCUAUCGCAUCCGCCAUUGACCGGCUCGUAUCGCAUCCAAUCGUUUACACCCCGAUUGUGCCAUUGCAGCAGAAUGGAUCUGGCACACCCUUGUUUUGUAUCCAUCCCGGCAGCGGAGACAUCCUCGUGUUCAUUGCUCUUGCAGCACACUUCCCGACCCGUCCCGUGUAUGCCCUCAGAAGUCGGGGUUACAAUCCUGGGGAAUCCUUCUUCUCUUCUAUUGAGGAGACUGCGGAACGUUACGCAGCAGGGAUCUGCAAGGCACAGCCGCAGGGACCCUAUGCCAUUGCAGGCUACUCACUUGGUUCCACGCUCGCCUUCGAGGUCGCAAAGGUGCUCGAAAAGCAGGGUCGAGAAGUAAGGUUCCUGGCUAGUAUCGACUACCCGCCACACAUUGCGCAUUACGUGCGCGGCUUGGAUUGGAUUGAUGUUCUUUUACACAUUGCAUUUUUCCUGGAGCUCGUUGAUGAGGAGACCAUGAAGGACAUCACUCCCCACUUGCACACACUCAACCGCGACGAAGCGCUGUCUUACGUCCUCGGAGUCGGCGAUGCUGAACGUGCCAGUGCUCUCGCCAUUGACAUUGAAAGGCUUGCGUUGAUCUCAGACAUUGCCGAGAACUUCCGUGUCAAUGUACAAAGCUAUGAACCUGAAGGCAACGUCAAUAAUCUAGACGUGUUUGUAGCGGACCCGCCGUCUUACGCGGCUCAUGACCGACAAGACUGGAGGAAAAACAAGCUUGAACGUUGGGUGGACUUCACGCGGACAGGAGCAGAGUUCCACAAUUGCCCGGGCAUUCAUGCAAAAAUGCUCAACAAGGAACAUAUGGCCGACUUUGCGAAAAUAUUCAAAGCGGCCAUGAGAAUGAGAGGCGUCUAG
Messenger RNA from Colletotrichum paranaense, 2694 nucleotides. RefSeq lists its product as uncharacterized. Bases 1 to 2694 code for a protein of 897 amino acids. NCBI's taxonomy places the organism in Eukaryota, Fungi, Ascomycota, Sordariomycetes, Glomerellales, Glomerellaceae. Gene Ontology annotation, molecular function: CoA-ligase activity; phosphopantetheine binding. The record is from RefSeq and is a predicted model, not a curated record. The transcript is spliced from 4 exons. Gene Ontology annotation, biological process: secondary metabolic process; biosynthetic process.